AUGAGUACUAGUACAGAGAAUUCGGCAGGGACUGGCAAGGGACCUCCCAUUGAAAAAUGGGCAAUGUUCCUAGUCGGACUGACUCUCUUACAGUCCCUGCGUAUAGCAUUGACCUCUGCAAGUUUGGCAAUGGUAAGAUUCAAGAUACCAGAUAACCGUGUUAGUGAAUUCAUCAACCUGGUAUACAAUCCCAUGAAGUUGGCGGUAUUUACAGGAAUGGCUAUCAUAAACAUUAUGGCGCUUACACCCCAGUUGAAAGGCUGGUUUAAGAGACAUUCCAAGUGGUUCGCCGUAUUUACUAACAUAACACUAUGUCUUUCCUUCAUUCUGAUUCUCAUUGCAUUCACUUCAGGAGGCCUACUGGGAAAUCUCACUUUCUACUACUGGACUAUCGUCUUUGGCUCAUUUGUUUAUGGAAUGAACGAGGCAUGUACGAUGACGGUGGGAGGUACCCAUGGCUCAUUUUUCAAUGUGGGAGUUCCAAUUUGUUCUAUUCUGGUCUUCUUUUAUCAUUUUUCAUUCAAAUUCAUUGCAGAACUUAUGAAUUGGUCAAAUGUUGCCUACUGGACUCUGUUUUGGCAGAUUGUUUUGGCUUCAUUCAUAUCACUCGUCUCUGCUGUAGUUUGGAUUGUUGCCUAUACUCCUGAAGGAACCAGUGAUUCUCAAAAUGGAGAUAAUGCUACUCAAGAACCUUUUGCUGAUGGUGUUAAAAAGGCUUGGUCACCGAUUCUCAUGGGUGUAGUUGGGAUUGGUGGAUUGUACGUCUUUUACCCAGCCAUUGCUCCUUACAAGUUGACGGAUAUUAAAAGUGGAUACCAUAUUGACCUCGCUGCCUUGUUCAUUAGUGCGGUUCCUGGUAUUUCAGCUAGUAUCCUAUGUAUCAAAAAUAUUGGUCCAGACAAAAGGUGGGAAGGUGAUUUUAGAUGGUGGCAUUUUACUUGGAUUUUUGCUUUACCAUACUUUACUGCCAUGUCAUUCUGCCUCGUUGCACUCCACAAUCCUGGUAGUAGAGCAGCAAGUUCUAUAAAGACUAGAAUGGCGGCAGAAAUGAUAACCAUUACCCUAAUCUCUUGCGAGGAAGCCCUGGCGGCUGUUUCCUACGGAGCAGCCGCUAAUCAGGUGGGUAAGUACUGUAGCUGCAAAUGCGAGUGCGAAGAAUGCGGAGGAUGUGGACCAGAAGAAGCCGAUUGUCAAUGCGUAUGCAAAGAAACCACCUGUCGGUGCUGCCAAAAAGACAAAGACUGCCGAGAGACAUGCACCUGUGGAGACUGCAGCUGUAAAUGUUGCAAACCCAAGGAUGGAGGGAUAAUUGGAGCAUUCAACUCGUUUUCAACCCAAAUUGCCAUGAUUAUCUUUUCAUUCGUUGGGGACGGUUAUCUCCACACUUAUGAAAAGUACGAAGGAAACGAGGAUCGCUGGCCUACCAAGCAUUAUGGAACGCUGAGAUCAAUGUUGUUCUGGCUAAAUAGCGGAGCAUACGUGGCAUUUAAAUCUGCCAAGAAUUCCUUCAUCACGGAUGUCAGAGGUAAAUUAUUAGACAAACAUGAGACCUUUUUUAUCGUCUACGCGGAUGAAUGA
Theileria equi strain WA is the source of this 1578-nucleotide messenger RNA. RefSeq lists its product as hypothetical. NCBI's taxonomy places the organism in Eukaryota, Apicomplexa, Aconoidasida, Piroplasmida, Theileriidae. The coding region runs from base 1 to 1578 and encodes 525 amino acids. The record is from RefSeq and is a predicted model, not a curated record. The transcript has a single exon.